CAAAACUCACUAUAUCUCAAAUGAUUUUAGGCAACUUUUUGCUUUCUUUUUAUAGUCACUCGAUAUAUAGCUUUCUCCUUUGCUCUUUGCAUUGUUUGUUCUUUUUAAUGUUUGCUUUUGUUUCUUACUAAAAAUCCUUUCUUGCACUUAGCUUUCUGAAUGAGUUCACGUGGUGUUAUUCUCUCUAGUCAUUUUCUUGAUUUUUUGUGCUGCUUAAUUUUCCUGGGUUCUGAGUUUUCCCUAAUGGGUUUUGUUGUUUUGAUGCUUCUGGUAUCUCAGAAAAUGAAUUUCUUGUGAAUUGGAGAAUUUGGAGGAAGUGGGGAAUUUUGUGAGUAACAGUACUUUAGCAAGAUUUUUCAACGUUUGCUGUCACUAGUGGUUUAACAGAAAAUUUAAUUUGGUUUUUGCCAAUCGGGUAGAGAUCGAUCAUUUUCUUGAUUGUAUUGGCAGGUCGGUUUUUAAGUAUCUAAUCACUUGAACAGUAAUUCCAUUAUAUUACAAAUGCAACCUUGGAGCUAUGUUCAUGGAGGGAAGGAUAUUGUAUCAAGGGAAACAAUUUCAUCUUCUGACACUAUUGCCAAAAGCAGAAAUGCCUUGCUGGGCUGGGAUUUGAAAACGGCUAGUUUUGGUAAUAACAUGGUCAUCUCAAGUCAACAAGCUAUUGAGAAUCAAAAUUUUGGGCAUUUGAGUUAUCAAGAAAUGAUGGGAAAACAAUUACCUGAUAAUUCAAUUAGGGUGUCUUUGAGCAGUGAAGUUGAUGUUGGGAAAAUCAUUAAUCCUUUUAUUGUUAAUAACACUAAUAGUUUUUCUUUAGAAGUUGAAUCCACUUCUUCAAGGCUUUCUAGCUCUGUUAUGGAUUCUAAUAGUAGAGAUUCUUCAUUUAUUGAUUUGAAGCUGGGAAGGUUUGGUGAUCCAACAACAGAUGCUCAAAAUUCAAGAACUUCUAAGGGAGCAUCCAUUCUGUCUUCAUCUGAUUCAUCAAAUCCUCCAAAGAGAAUGAGACCAGGAGUGAAUUCCCAUACUGCCUACUGCCAAGUUUAUGGUUGUAAUAAGGAUCUCAGUUCUUCAAAAGAAUAUCACAAGAGACAUAAAGUCUGUGAAGUUCACUCCAAAACUGCUAAAGUUAUUGUCAAUGGAAUUGAACAGAGGUUUUGUCAGCAAUGCAGCAGGUUUCAUUUGCUGGCUGAAUUUGAUGAUGGUAAGCGCAGCUGCCGUAAACGGCUUGCAGGCCACAAUGAACGAAGGAGAAAGCCUCAAGUUGGUCUUCACGCCGGAAGGACUGGAAGACUAAUUCAGUCAUACAAUGGCUUUGGCACUGGCCGAUUUCAUGGCACAGCAUCUUUUAUCUGUCAAGAUAUACUUCCCAGUGGUCCAUUACAUCCUGAGAAAUAUGGGACAAAUAAUUGGUGCAGGCAAAUAAAAGUUGAAGAUGGGUCCAAUUUUAGUCCACUAUCAUCCAUUCCUACAAGAAGCAUCUUCAAUGCGAGCAGUAAUCGAUAUCCACAUGAAAUGGGAGGCUCAAUUUUUUAUUCACGUUCAUUAGUCCAGGACAACUUGAUGGGAAAUGAAGACUUCACAACUUUCAAUGCAGUAUCAACCAUUCAAGGGCUAUCAGGGAUCACACACUCUGGUUGUGCUCUCUCUCUUCUGUCAUCUCACUCAAAUAAUUUUUCAGGCCAUUCAUCCGGAAUGUCCAUUGCCAGCCCAUUGGUAGUACCUGGCAGCAACACCCAUUAUAGCGUGAGCCAAGUCUCUGAAAAGCUUAUUGGAGUUAGUUCGCAGGCUUCCAUGAGUGGGGUACCAAACAAGUUCUCAUCAGGAACAAGUUCUGCAGAAGGGAGCCACUUGGGCUCCAUACUGAUACCUGAUGGAAGUGAUGCCAUAAAUUUUGAUGUCACAGAUGGUAUUUACCAAGGAUCAGAUUUUAUGAAUGCUAAGGGUAGUCUUUCAUGCGAAGAUGGUACUACUGUUGACUUGCUUCAGCUGUCAUCACAGCUUCAGCGAGUAGAACAUCAGAAGCAAUCCAUGCAAGUGAAGCAGGAAAAUGAUGCUCUGUGCUGGCCCCACAUCACUUAAUUCCUGUGCAAAGAAGGGAAUCAAAUCCAGAGCCGGAGCCAUAGCCAUAGCCAGAGUAUGCUUAAAUGACCUGUAUAUUGGAUCUUGUUAAGCUGCAUAAACUGAAACGUUGCAAAGCAGACCAGGAGUAAGUUCAUGUUGAUACUGUCAGAAAAUGAAUAAUCAAUGUGCUAUUCAUGCUUGCAAGAUUGAUUGUUGCUUUUUUUUUUUUUGUCCCCGUUCUCUCAACAUAAUGAAUCUCAUUAGCCCAUCAACUAGAAAAAUCAUUUGAUAUCAUUAACAUCCCAUCAUAUAUAAUUGUUUGGUUUUCAUAUUCAACUCACUUUGAUAACACAAGUAAAAUGCAUGUUUUAUUUCG
Messenger RNA from Jatropha curcas, 2434 nucleotides. Its product is annotated as squamosa promoter-binding-like protein 6. NCBI's taxonomy places the organism in Eukaryota, Viridiplantae, Streptophyta, Magnoliopsida, Malpighiales, Euphorbiaceae. Gene Ontology annotation, cellular component: nucleus. The record is from RefSeq and is a predicted model, not a curated record. Gene Ontology annotation, molecular function: DNA binding.